AUGGAUUCAGACGGAUCUUCAAACGGCCCUGAUGAGGGUGAUGAGCCCAUUCUUUCUGGCGGACAAGCCGACGAUUCUCAAGCCGGCGAAAGCGCCGAUAGCGAUGAAUAUGGCCUCCCCGAGUACGAUGAGCGUCGCCGCCGCGAGGUAGACUCGGACGACAGCAUCUACGAGCCAGAGCCAACAGACGAGGAGGACGAGGACGGUAAUCCGCUGUCAGACCUGGAACCCGAGCCGGGGGUGGGCUUGCCCUUCAGGUCCGUCAAGCCCGAGGCUGGCGAAGAUCCCAUCUCGCUGGCUCGCAUUCCAGCGUCCAGUCCGCCCUGGCAUCCCUUUAAGCGCCCGGCCGACUCUUCGGCCAUUGAUCUCCGCCCCUUCAAGCGGACAAGGGGGGAUUUCAACCGCGGCUAUCUCGACCUACUCAACAUCGACAUCGAGGACGCCGCAGCCCACUACGUGCCUCAUGAUGGACCGGAACUCCCCUCCUCCCAAAUCGGGCUCACCAUCUGGACGCCGCUCGAGAAAGAAAUGUUCUUCGAGGCUCUGUCCAGGCUAGGCAGGGACGGCGUCCCGGGGAUAUCCCGGCGAAUCGGAUCCAAGAGCGAUUUGGAGGUCCAGCAGUACCUGCGAGUCCUGGACGACGCUAUCGCCGCGAGGAAACAGAGCGGGAACCUCGAGCCGUCGUACCCUGUCGACUUCCCCGCCGCCGUGGAGAUCAGCCCCAAGUGCUGCAAACUCCUGGAGGGCGCCGCGGAUGUGAUCUCGCUGAGGCAGGAGCAGCACGAGGAAGCGCGCGAGGAGGAGAGGUGGGGCAAGGGCUGGCUCGUUACCCCCUUCAACUACAGGGACAUUGAGGCGACCAGGUCGGCUGGGAUGCCGUCCGUCCAGCUGUUCAGGGUGGCCUCGUGGUUGCGGCUGUCUGAGCGGGUCUUCAUGAACGCGUCGUACCCCGAAAAUAACUGGCAGCACGUCUCGGAGGACAACCCGUCCAUCCGAGCUACGGCCCUUGAAGAUUUCUACUCCCUCGCGGUUUCCAUUACGAGGCGUCUUGUUUCCGCCACUAUCUACGUCAGCACGUCACGUAUUCGGGCGAAGCAGUCUGUCUAUCCCGAGACGAGGGGUCUGGUCUGGCCGAAGGAUGUCGAGGCUGCUGCAUUGUCCAUCGGUCUAAAGACCAACAGUAAGAAGUUUUGGGCUGGCUGUGCAAGACGACUGAGACUGGCUGUGUUCGAUGACGACGACGACGACGACGCCGAUGACGAUGUCGAAGCCGAGCAUGGCGACAAGGCUCGGGGCAUCCUAUCCUUCGAUGAAGUGGAGGCAGCCCUCGGCGGGCAUGACAGCAUGCCAGAAGCCGAGCCGGUAGACGAAGAAUCGGACGAGCUCAUGUCCCUAUCGGAAACGCCCUCCCUCGACGACCUUUCCGACCUCGAGGCAGAGGAAGAUGCCGGCCCCGCAGUCACGCCCGACAUCGAGCUCCCAGACGAGCAGUAUGCCGAGGUCGACGAGGACGAGGUGCGCGCCGAGUCGAGGGAGCUGCUGCUGCACACGGCCUUUGACCACCCGCGGACGACGCGGACCAGGGAGGCGCUGGAGUCGCGCAUCGCCGCCGAGCUCAGGCACGUCGCGCACGCGGACACGAUGGACGCCCGCGCCACCUACUUGGAGGAGAAGCGGCUGUGGAACGUGCUCGGGCGCGCAGCCCCCGACGAGCUCGUCAGGGUCGAGCAGCCCGCCGCCCCGCCGAGGCUGUCGCACACCGUCAACGACUUGUGCCCGGCCGGGGAGGACGGUAGGACUGGAGGGCGAGGUUGA
Messenger RNA from Phialemonium atrogriseum, 1815 nucleotides. RefSeq lists its product as uncharacterized. Gene Ontology annotation, cellular component: RNA polymerase I upstream activating factor complex. The transcript has a single exon. Gene Ontology annotation, molecular function: RNA polymerase I general transcription initiation factor activity; rDNA binding. NCBI's taxonomy places the organism in Eukaryota, Fungi, Ascomycota, Sordariomycetes, Cephalothecales, Cephalothecaceae. Gene Ontology annotation, biological process: transcription initiation at RNA polymerase I promoter; nucleolar large rRNA transcription by RNA polymerase I. The record is from RefSeq and is a predicted model, not a curated record. The coding region runs from base 1 to 1815 and encodes 604 amino acids.